GGAGUUUGAUACACAACCAACUACUGACAAAUCACAGCCCAAGGUCAAGUUGCGAAACUGGAAGAUCCGAGAGAACUGGGUGAAGAUUAAUAUUGCAGCUCUCUUCAACUGGCUCAAGCUUUAUACAAGGGUGUAUCACGAUUAUAUCUGCAUUCAUUGUCUGCGAUGGAACCUGAUGAUGAUGAAAUACCCGUUCUCGUGGAACACUCGGAACAGGUAGAUUCGACCGUGGCACAUCGAGUGCCAUUGACAAUUAUCUGCGGCUUUCUUGGUGCAGGAAAGUCUACGCUACUAAAGAGAAUAUUGACAGAGCGACAUGGCUAUCGAAUAGCGGUCAUUAUGAAUGAAUUUGGCGAUACCGCAGAUAUCGAAGCAAAACGAAUCAACGUUUCUUCUGCUGAUGAUCCCACCGCCGAGAACUCCGAGGAAUUUCUAGAGCUGGCAAACGGCUGUUUAUGCUGUAGCGUGAAAGAUGCUGGUGUGGCAGCCAUUGAAAAGUUGAUGGAACGCAAAGGUGGAUUUGAUCAUAUUUUACUAGAGACCACCGGCCUUGCAGAUCCAGGCCCCAUUGCGUCUAUGUUCUGGCAGAAUGAAGAUUUUACUUCUGGUUUGGGUCGGGACAUCUGUCUCGAUGGAGUGCUAUGUGUUGUGGAUGCCGUCUUUGGUCGUCAGCAAAUGGAAGAAGAUCAUACAGUUGAUGGUGUUGGCGAAAGCCUCAGGCAGAUUGCUUGCGCCGACGUUGUUCUUUUGAACAAAGUGGAUCUAACUUCUGAAACAGAAGUCAACGAAGUCGAGGACCUUAUUCACAAGGUCAAUCCGUCCGUGCCCAUUCAUAGGACUGUCAAAGGAGAAAUUGAUCUGGCACACAUAAUGAAUAUCAACGCGUACACUGCGGGUUCUGCAUCCUCUAAGCGCGGCAACUUUAUUCACGAACACGCGCAAUGUGGCGAUAGUCACGACAGUCACGACAGUCACGACACCGACCAUUCUAACACACACUAUCAACUGCGGGGGAUAUCCAGUCUGCAAAUCUCAUGCCCAGUGUUUACCCCACUGUUAUUAGAGAAGUUUGACGAAUGGAUCCGAACUAUUCUCUGGGAAAAUCGCCUCAUGGGGGACGAUACAGGACGCGAAAUCAAGAUAAUGAGAUGCAAGGGUUUAUUUAUCAUGGAGUCCGGUGAACAAUACAUGUUGCAAGGGGUCCAAAACUUGUACGAUAUAACAAAAGUUGAUGAAGAGAUCACUGGUAUACCAGAUUCAGGAAAGUUGGUGUUAAUUGGUAAAGGGUUGGACUCGUUAUUGCAGCAAAGUUUGCAGAACGUAUUUCAUGCACAAAUAUCUUGAUUAUUGUUUUGGUGUCAUAUUUUGUCUGUAUGAAAGUUAGUAUCGCAAUCUAACAGAACUCCAAAAAAA
Serpula lacrymans var. lacrymans S7.9 is the source of this 1413-nucleotide messenger RNA. RefSeq lists its product as uncharacterized. The transcript is spliced from 9 exons. Gene Ontology annotation, cellular component: cytoplasm. The record is from RefSeq and is a predicted model, not a curated record. Lineage: Eukaryota; Fungi; Basidiomycota; Agaricomycetes; Boletales; Serpulaceae. Bases 166 to 1344 code for a protein of 392 amino acids.